This is a messenger RNA of Stomoxys calcitrans (stable fly), 605 nucleotides long. Its product is annotated as lectin subunit alpha. Gene Ontology annotation, biological process: biological process involved in interspecies interaction between organisms. Gene Ontology annotation, cellular component: external side of plasma membrane. The record is from RefSeq and is a predicted model, not a curated record. NCBI's taxonomy places the organism in Eukaryota, Metazoa, Arthropoda, Insecta, Diptera, Muscidae. Bases 21 to 512 code for a protein of 163 amino acids. Gene Ontology annotation, molecular function: carbohydrate binding. The transcript has 3 exons.
UUCGAUUUUGAGUUUUGAAAAUGUGGACACUUAAAACGUACUCGCUGCGCUUUGUUUUAUUGGUCACAAUAUUGAAUUGUGUCAGCGCAGAACCGCAAUUACAUGCAGCGGCUGAUGGUACAAAAUUUUAUAUUGAAAUCGAUGGAAAGUACAAUUGGUUUCAAGCUUUACACGAAUGCGCUCGCCGUGGUUAUCAGUUGGUUGAAGUACAUACCGGCCAAAAGCAUAAUGUUCUAAUGAAUGCUUUGGAUUCAUUCUUUGGAAAGCCACAUAACCUAUGGCUGGGAGCCAAUGAUGAGUAUAAUAGUGAGCGAGACUUUAAUAGACCCUUUUAUUGGGCCUCUUCUGGAAAACGCAUGAUAUUCUCCUAUUGGUCCAGCAAUAAUCCAGACAAUUAUAGAAAUAAUGAGCACUGCGUGCAUACCUGGACAGAGAGAGAACAUUUUGCUUGGAACGAUGCACCUUGCACCUCGAAAAUGGGCUAUGUUUGUGAGCAGAAAACUGUGCCAUAGUAUGAGUAUUACAUAUAACAAUACUAAAUAUUUAAAAUCCAUUCAAAAAGUUAAAUAAACUGAGUUUUUUGAAUUUUAUUUUAUAAAAAUCAA